CUGACAGAGACUCUGGCGAGUUGUUCUCAUCUCCCACAGUCAUGGCGGUGUCAGGGAGUCACGAAGAUGGAGUAAACACCACCACGGCAACGUCCUGAUCAGUUUCUGUUUACUUUAUGCUGGACAGUAGCUGCUGUCGCCCGAGAUCCCGCAAACAUCCCGCAGGCUGCCGCCGCCGCCGCUGUGCUUGCAACGAUGGCCGACCGCGGUGUUGAUCUGUCGGCUUUGCCUAAAGAGGUUAGGGACCAGCUGGCGGAGCUGGAUCUGGAGCUCUCCGAAGGUGAUAUUACGCAGAAGGGUUAUGAGAAGAAAAGGACUAAGCUCCUGGCUCCUUACAUCAUUCACACUCCAGUGGAACCGCCCCCUAAGAACAACUCCAAGCCUCCUCCUCCUCCUCCCAGUUCCUCCUCCAGCCAUGCUCCUCCACCUUCCAGCUCAUCCCGGUACCGAGAACGUCGCUCACGCAGAACACAUCGAGGCGGAGGAACCAGGGAUGAUCGCUACAGAUCAGAUAUCCAUACUGAGGCAGUACAAGCUGCCCUGGCUAAACAUAAAGAGGAGAAGAUGGCACUGCCCAUGCCCACCAAGCGGCGCUCCACUUACGUCCAGUCUCCCAUUAAUACCCGUACACCACCAGACUCCUCAUCCGGCUCUGAAGAUGAGACGUCUGUGCGCAGACAGUCAUCAGUGGUUGCUCCUCAGUCUUUGGUCAGUCCCAGCCUGCAGAGCCCAGAUUGUUGGAUCAACCACUCUGUGCAGGGCUCAUCCACCUCCUCCUCAGCCUCCUCCACCCUGUCCCAUGGAGAGGCCAAACCACAGCCUCAGAGCCAAGCUCAGCCUCAGCCCCAGUACAAACCACAGUACCAACCUUUGUAUCAGCCUCAAUACCAGCACCAGCCUCAGCCUCAGCCUCAGCCUCAGCCUCAGCCUCAGCCUCAGCCACAGCCACAGUCUCAACAACAGCCCCACACUACAGCUUUGGCAGACAUGUUGGCUCACAGUCGCAUUGCUCCCUUGGAAAACAGUGCCCCCCCUCCAGAUGUCACAGCUGUGGCCCCUGCAGCCAGAGGCCCGCGGGUGGACCUGCCCUCCAACGCCGUGGUCCGCGGUAUGACUCGUGUGCAGAGCCGCUCGAGCAUGAUGGAGACUGCAGAUGUAGGAAGAGGUAAUAUCCAGAGGGUCCCCGUCAGCAGCAGAGUGUCCACCAAAAUCCAGCAGCUUCUCAACACACUGAAGAGGCCGAAGAGGCCGCCGCUCAGCGAGUUCUUCACCGACGACUCAGAGGAGAUAGUAGAAGUGCCCCAGCCAGACCCAAACACGCCUAAGCCGGAGGGCCGUCAGAUCAUCCCAGUGAAAGGAGAGCCUUUGGGAGUGGUCAGUAACUGGCCCCCAGCCCUGCAGGCAGCAUUGGCCCGCUGGGGGGCCACGCAGGGGAAGAGCCCCGCUCUCACUGCUCUGGACAUCACCGGCAGACCGCUCUAUACACUGACUUAUGGCAAGCUGUGGAGUCGCAGUGUGAAGUUGGCGUACACGCUCCUGAACAAGCUGGGCACCAAGAACGAGCAAAUCCUCAAACCUGGAGACAGAGUGGCGUUGGUUUACCCCAACAGUGACCCUGGGAUGUUCUGGGUGGCCUUCUACGGCUGCCUCCUGGCUGAAGUUAUUCCUGUACCUAUUGAGGUGCCACUGUCUCGUAAGGAUGCAGGUAUCAGCCAGGUGGGCUUUCUGCUCGGUAGCUGUGGUGUUGGUCUGGCUCUGACCAGUGAGAUCUGUUUGAAGGGUCUGCCCAAGACCCCUGCAGGGGAAAUACUGCAGUUCAAAGGCUGGCCUCGACUAAAGUGGGUAAUAACGGACUCAAAAUACCUGACGAAACCCUCUAAAGAUUGGCAGCCUCACGUCCCCACCGCUAACACUGACCCUGCAUAUAUAGAGUACAAGGCGAGUAAAGAAGGCACUGUGGUGGGUGUGGCCGUGUCUAAAGUAGCCAUGUUGACCCACUGUCAGGCUCUGACCCAGGCCUGCAACUACUGUGAAGGGGAAACAUUAGUGAAUGUCCUGGACUUUAAAAAGGAUAUUGGCCUGUGGCACGGUGUUCUCACGGCUGUAAUGAACAGGAUACACACGAUCAGUGUUCCCUAUGCUGUAAUGAAGGCGUGUCCUCUCUCCUGGGUGCAGAGGGUCCACAUCCACAAAGCUCGUAUAGCUUUGGUGAAGUGUCGUGAUCUGCACUGGGCCAUGAUGGCUCAUCGGGACCAGAGAGACACCAGCCUCGCUUCAUUACGUAUGCUCAUUGUUGCUGACGGUGCUAAUCCCUGGUCGGUGUCUUCCUGUGAUGCCUUCCUAAACGUUUUCCAGUCCCACGGACUGAAGCCUGAGGUCAUCUGUCCCUGUGCUACCUCACCUGAGGCCAUGACUGUAGCUUUACGGAGACCAGGAGUACCAGGUGCACCUCUCCCUGCCCGUGCCAUUCUUUCGAUGGGCGGCCUGAGCCAUGGUGUCAUCAGGGUCAACACAGAGGACAAGAACUCCGCUCUGACUGUGCAAGAUGUGGGCCAUGUUAUGCCCGGAGCGCUGAUGUGCAUUGUCAAACCUGAGGGGCCUCCUCAGCUAUGUAGAACAGAUGAGAUAGGAGAGAUCAUAAUCAACUCUCGUGCUGGAGGCACCAUGUACUACGGCCUGCCUGGACUCACGAAAAACACAUUCGAGGUGAUCCCGGUGAACAUUAAUGGAGUUCCCAUCGGAGAGAUUCCAUUUGUGCGCUCAGGUCUGCUGGGAUUUGUUGGCCCAGGCAGUCUGAUCUUUGUGGUGGGUAAGAUCGAAGGCCUGCUGAUGGUCAGUGGACGCAGACACAAUGCUGAUGACCUGGUGGCCACUGCUCUGGCUGUAGAGCCUGUCAAGACUGUGUACCGUGGCAGGAUCGCUGUGUUCUCUAUCACUGUGUUCUACGAUGAGAGGGUAGUGAUUGUGGCGGAGCAGAGGCCAGACGCCAGCGAGGAGGACAGCUUCCAGUGGAUGAGUCGAGUGCUUCAGGCCAUCGACAGCAUCCACCAGGUGGGCCUUUACUGUCUGGCUCUGGUACCAGCCAACACUUUGCCCAAAACACCUCUGGGUGGCAUCCACAUCUCUGACACCAAGCAGUACUUUUUAGACGGCAACCUGCAUCCCUGCAACAUCCUCAUGUGUCCACACACAUGUGUCACCAACCUGCCCAAACCCCGGCAGAAGCAGCCAGUUGGUGUAGGUCCUGCUUCUGUCAUGGUGGGCAACCUGGUGGCAGGGAAGAGGAUUGCUCAGGCCGCAGGCAGGGACCUCGGCAUGAUAGAAGACCAGGAUCUUAUCCGGAAGCUCUGUAUGUGGCCUACUGUGAUGCAUCAGUAUUUGACAGAGGCUCUACAGUGGAGGGCACAGACAGACCCAGACCACAUCCUCUUUGUUCUUCUUAAUGCUAAGGGUGUGGCAGUGAGCACGGCGUCCUGCGUCCAGCUUCACAAGCGCGCUGAGAAGAUCGCUGCGGCACUCACAGAGAAAGGCAGCAUCAACACUGGAGAGAACGUAGUGCUGCUCUAUCCUCCUGGCAUCGAUUUGAUAGCCGCCUUCUAUGGCUGUCUGUACGCUGGAUGUGUUCCCGUAAACGUCAGACCUCCUCACCCUCAGAACCUGGCAGCCACGCUGCCGACUGUCCGCAUGAUUAUUGAUGUCAGUAAAGCUGCGUGUAUCCUCACCACUCAGAACCUCAUGAGGACCCUUCGUUCCAAGGAAGCUGCUGCUUCAGUAAACAUUAAAACGUGGCCAACAAUCAUUGACACAGAUGACCUUCCUCGCCGCCGGCCUCCGCAGAUCUACAAGCCACCCACAGCAGAGAUGAUAGCUUAUCUGGACUUCAGCGUGUCCACUACAGGAAUGCUUACUGGGGUUAAGAUCUCCCAUGCAGCAGUCAGUGCCAUUUGUCGCUCCAUAAAGCUGCAGUGUGAGCUGUACUCCUCUCGUCAAAUAGCCAUCUGCCUGGAUCCAUAUUGUGGUCUGGGCUUUGUUUUGUGGUGCCUCGCAAGUGUUUACUCAGGUCACCAGUCCAUCCUCGUCCCUCCCUUUGAGUUGGAGAGCUGCUUGUCACUGUGGCUGAGUACGCUCAGUCAGUACCGCAUCAGAGACACCUUCUGCUCCUACUCUGUCAUGGAACUCUGCACUAAAGGACUGGGCACUCAGACUGAGCUGCUCAAGGCCCGUGGUGUGAACCUGUCAUGUGUGCGGAGCUGUGUGGUGAUAGCAGAGGAACGUCCUCGCCUGGCCCUCACAUAUUCCUUCUCCAAGCUGUUUAAGGACGUGGGUCUGUCACCCAGAGCUGUCAGCACUGCUUUUGGCUCCAGGGUGAAUCUUGCCAUCUGCCUGCAGGGCACAACUGGUCCUGAUCCCUGUACUGUGUACGUGGACAUGAAGUCCCUCCGCCAUGACAGGGUGAGGCUGGUGGAGAGAGGAGCUCCUCAAAGUCUUCCUCUAAUGGAGGCUGGCAAGAUACUGCCGGGUGUGCGGGUGAUAAUCGUCAAUCCAGAGACUAGAGGCCCGCUUGGCGAUUCUCAUCUGGGAGAGAUCUGGGUGAACAGCCCUCACACUGCCAGUGGCUACUACACCAUCUAUGGCGAGGAGAGCCUUCAGGCCGACCACUUCAACACUAAACUCAGCUUCGGAGAUCCUCAGACCUUGUGGGCCAGAACUGGAUACUUGGGUUUCGUGAAGAGGACCGAGCUGUUAGAUGCCAGUGGGGACCGGCAUGAUGCUCUCUUUGUGGUGGGGUCACUGGAUGAGACCUUGGAGCUACGAGGACUGCGGUACCACCCCAUUGACAUUGAAACCUCAGUGUCCCGUGCUCAUCGCAGUAUUGCGGAAAGCGCUGUGUUUACAUGGACCAACCUGCUGGUGGUGGUGUCAGAGCUGUGUGGCUCAGAGCAGGAUGCACUCGACCUGGUGCCUCUGAUCACCAACGUGGUCCUGGAGGAGCACCACCUCAUCGUGGGCGUGGUGGUCAUUGUGGACCCCGGGGUGAUACCCAUUAAUUCCAGGGGAGAGAAGCAACGCAUGCACCUCCGUGACUCUUUCCUGGCUGACCAGCUGGAUCCCAUCUAUGUUGCCUACAACAUGUGAUGGGGUUUUUGUUUCGCCGUCAACCACCGUCUGGAUGCCUCUGCACCGUCAUCCAAACAUGUGACUACUGGCUUGGCAGAUGAUGAGAAGUAAAAGCAUGAACCACACGUACUGCCACCCUGCCCUGUGUGUGUGUGUGACACCAGCAUAUCUUGGCCACUGCAUGUCUGUGAUUGGAUCUGCCAUGUUUGGAGUUGUUCACUGUGUUUUAUAGAUAUAAUUUUGCAAAAGGGGAUUGAAGCAACUUGCAAAAAGAAGUCCCUGUUGCACUUUUUUCAGGGGAAAGAAGCAAAUGACACAUCUGGACACGUAUUAAUGUCCAGGUGAAAAUCCAUCUCAUUCUUUUCUCACCUCAAACCACUUUCCCCUUUGUGUCUACAAAGAUUCUAAGAGCUACUAAACUUACAUAGAAAAUUAGAAAUAUUUUUACAUGCAGCUUUCAAACUAACGCACAUGAUGCAUGUGCUAACUAGGCCCGUGUUAUUUUUCACUAAAUGUAGAUGAAUCAG
Solea senegalensis (Senegalese sole) is the source of this 5645-nucleotide messenger RNA. It is a transcript of the gene dip2bb, whose product is annotated as disco-interacting protein 2 homolog Bb. Bases 196 to 5136 code for a protein of 1646 amino acids. The transcript has 40 exons. The record is from RefSeq and is a predicted model, not a curated record. NCBI's taxonomy places the organism in Eukaryota, Metazoa, Chordata, Actinopteri, Pleuronectiformes, Soleidae.